Molecule: messenger RNA, 3369 nt
Organism: Amaranthus tricolor (Joseph's coat)
Lineage: Eukaryota; Viridiplantae; Streptophyta; Magnoliopsida; Caryophyllales; Amaranthaceae
Product: zinc finger BED domain-containing protein RICESLEEPER 1-like
Exons: 2
Coding region: 1207-1854 (215 amino acids)
Source: RefSeq, a predicted model, not a curated record
UUAAUAUCAGUCUCUUAUUCCCUCUUUUUCCUAUCUCUCUCCUCUAAAUUUUUCCCCCCUUUCUAAGAAUUGUAGGGUUUCAUAAACUUUCUCCUGCUUAAAUUUCAUCAAUCUCAGGUAUUUGGCUUCUUGUCUUAACUACACUUUUUUAUUCUCUGUAAUCUAUCAUGAAAUUGGUUAUGAAAUUGGUUUCUUUAAUUGCGAAAUCUGUGAAAUUGUUGUGAAGUUGAUUUAUUAAAUCGCGAAACUGCUUGUCUUAACUUCACUUUUUGUGCAUCUUAUUACCAUACUUGCCGCUUGGGAGGAGAGUUUAUCUUUAGCAAAUCAACAGGCAAAAAUUGUAAGUUUUCUGAACCUUCAUUGUACAAUCUAUCUUCAAAAUCAUGUUUUGUGUUGCUAUGCUACUUAGUUCUUACUUCUUACGGAUACUCUUCCACAAGGGAUUGUUUAGACAAUUUAUGUGUUUAGAUAAAAUUUGACAUUUAUAAGCAUCUUGUUUGGUAUUAUUUGUCUGGAGAUGAGAACAAACUUUUUCAUGAUAUAUUUGAGCAAUCUGAUGAUAUGAAAUUAGAAAAUUAGAUGGAAAAGUAUGUAUGGAAUAUUGGAAAUUGAAUAGGGAAUGAAAAAGUGGCACUUUGGGAUUUGUGUUUUUGUUUUGCUUUUAUCAAAUUAUACAAAUGGAUAUGGCAUGGAAAUUGGCUGAUUUUUCUUUAUUUGUGUUUUUGUUUUGCUUUAUCAAAUUAUUCAUGUGUUUUUGACUUAAUCAAAUUAAGCAAAUUGGUUGAUUAAGAAAAUUGGUGACCAAGAUGGUCAAGGUACGAAUGUCCAAAAUGUCGAAGUCCAAUCCAAUGCAAGGGAAUUAAUUUUGUCCAAGUCUUAUUUUGAUCAUGGCAUGCACGGUCCAAAUAAGUCAUCAAAUGGUUGUACUUUGCUAAGUACAACUAAUUAUCUUGUUGAAGGGACAAAUUGAACACGGUUACAAUGAAGGCGCAACUUAAACAUGGCGAUUACAAGGCUUGAUUGCAAGCCGUUGAAGAGCAUCAAUUGGAAUACAAAGGGGCGUGUUUUAAGGAGAUUUAAAGCUAGUUUUUAAUAUCAUUUAAAGCUGCAGUUUUGGAACACAAAGGGGUAUGUUUUAAGGAGAUUUAAAGCUGGUUUUUAAUCUCAUUUAAAGCGGCGGUUUUGGAAUUCAAGGGGCAGCUUUGAAUGACGGAAAUAAUGGAUGAUUUGCAAUCUCAAAUCGAUUCGAAAGACUUUAAUACAUAUGAGAACAUUGCCAAUUUAGAUGUGGACCAAGAGGUAGAUGAAGAACGAUUCAUCAAUGUAAAUGAUAAAGUGGGUAAUCCUACAACUUCUUCAAAGUCUAAAAAUACAAGUGGAACAUCCAAUAAGAAAAAUACUUCAUCUGUAUGGCAGUUAUUUGACAAGAUCAUGUUGGAUGGCGCUUUGAAAAAGGCAAAGAGCAAGUAUUGUCAAGUUGAACUUACAACAUGUGGCAAUAGGGGCACUUCACACCUUCACAAGCAUGAUGCGAAAGCAUGUCCCAGGAGACACUUACGGCUUACUCCUACUAGCCCAACACAAUUAAAGAUUAAAACAAAUAAUGAUGGAUCAAAUCUGUUGGAGUUAGGUAGUAUAAAGAAAGAUGUAUUCAAUCAAGACGUAUCGAGAAAGGACUUAGCUCACAUGGUCAUAAUGCAUGCAUAUCCCUUGUCAAUAGUGGACCACAUUAGAUUUAGGAGAUUUGUUUUUGGUCUCAAUUCUUCAUUUAAGAUGAUAUCUCGAACAACAUUGAAGCGUGAUAUCAUGAAAAUGUAUGAUGAAGAUAAAAAAGCACUCAAGGCAUUAUUGUAGCAUAAUAAGAGUAGGGUUUUAGUUACUACUGAUAUGUGGACAGCCUCCAAUCAAAAGAAAGGCUAUAUGGUUGUUACUUCUUAUUUCAUCGACCAACAAUGGAUCCUUAAAAAUCGUACUUGAGGUAAUAAGUCAAUUUGUAAUUUUCAAAAAAUAAUUUAUUUACCAUAAUCUAAAAUGUUUUAUGUUGUUUUAUGAAAUUUUAAAAUGUUGUUUGCUUAUAUAUGUUAUAUAUAGGUUUUGUUAUGUUCCAUGUCCACAUUCAAUAGGAGUUUUAGCUAAAGUUUUAAUGGAUUAUUUGUCUCAAUAUUCUUUAGAGAACAAAAUUUCUUCGAUGGUUGUGGAUAACUGUAGUACUAAUAAUGUUAUGAUGCGGAUCUUAUUGGAUAAGUUUGAGAAAAGUUCACUUAUAUUGGGUGAAAAUUUUAUGCAUAAUAGAUGUAGUGCUCAUAUUUUAAACCUUAUUGUGCAAGAUGGGUUAGAUGUGAUUAGUUCUGCGAUUGAGAAAAUUAGAGAUUGUGUUUCAUUUUGGAUGUCAACACCAAAAAGAAUUGAAAAUUUUGAUUUUGAAUUGAAGUACUAGUAAGAGGCUUAUUCUUGAUUGUAAGACUAGGUGGAACUCUACAUUUUUAAUGCUUCAAGCAGUUUUGCUUUUUAAGGAUGUAUUCUUGAGGUUAAAACGUUUGAAUAAGAGAAUGAAAUUUGAGGUUCCUAGUGAAGAAGAUUGGACUUUAGCUGCUCUUAUAUGUGAGAAGUUGGAGAUUUUUUAUGAUACUACUCUUGUAUUUUUCAGAAGGAAAUACACUACCAUUAAUUUUUUUUUUCGACGUAUUUGUGAAAUUAAAGUUGUCUUGAAGCAAUGGUAAGAAUGUGAUGUGGAAGUUAUAAAGUGUAUGGCUCAAAAAAUGCAAGAAAAGUUUGACAAGUAUUGGGAAGACAUUAAUGGAUUGUUAGCUGUUGCAUCUAUUUUAGAUCCAUAGAACAAAAUGGAUCAUAUUAAGUUUUAUUUUGACUUGUUUUAUGAUGGUGAAGCUGCGGUGCAAAUUGAAAGAACUAGAAAGCUUCUUGAUAUGCUAGUUGAUGAGUAUCAAGAGAAUAAGAAUGAGGAUUAUGAAUUACUUAGUCAAAUUUUCUUUAAGAACCGCGACAUAUGUUCUACUUUUUUUUAUAAAAUCCAGCCUUCAUUCAUACAAUAGAUUUAAAAUCCACGAAAAUAUUUUAUUUGUUUUCAAAAUCACCUUGCUUCGACAUAAUUUGCACAUUUCUCUUCAUCUUCUUCAACCUUCUUCAACCCUCUUCAACCCAUGAAAAUUUUUUGUUCUUCCUCUUUUAUUCUUCAACCUUUAACUUCUUCAAAACCCACGAAUAUUGUUGUUCUUCUUCUUUUUCAAAACCCACGCAAUUAUUUUAGGGCUUUGUAUUUUAAAGGUAUAAUCGAAAAUUGUUGUUGUUCUUCGUUUUUUUUUAGUUUUACAAGCUUCAUGGUGUUUUAGGGCUUAGUUUUUGUAUGCUAUU